Diaporthe citri is the source of this 564-nucleotide messenger RNA. RefSeq lists its product as uncharacterized. The transcript has 5 exons. The record is from RefSeq and is a predicted model, not a curated record. The coding region runs from base 1 to 564 and encodes 187 amino acids. NCBI's taxonomy places the organism in Eukaryota, Fungi, Ascomycota, Sordariomycetes, Diaporthales, Diaporthaceae.
AUGAUUUCCGCACUCUCGACACCCGAGGCGUGUGUCUGCCCGGACGGUACCUUCUACCAAAUCUCAACAACUUAUGCCGUCUUUCUCGCUGAUACCGGGGAUCUGACGGAGCUCAUCUCUAACUUCACCGAUACAGCCUGGCAGGGUGCCAGUCCGGCCCGAGUCGGCGGCAAUGCUACCAACCCGACUCGAAUACUCCAGGGCGAGAAUGGGGCUCCGAUCGCCACCACCGAGCUGUUGACUGAGUUUGUUGACUACUCGGGCGGGGAGUACCUCUCGCACAAACGACUGAGGAAGGGUUUCUUCGAGCGGUUUGAGUUAAUCGACGUACCGAUCCAUUAUACUGGGGAGAGCGGGCCCGGAAUCGUUGGUGGUGCGUGGGAUACCAUAGAUGUCCGCAAGAUCAGCGAUGGCAAAACACUCUGGGUUUGGGGCAUCUACGCUUGCAUGUCUUCGGCUUGGGACUUCCGUAUGAUCCAUCAGUCGCUCAUGCAAAACAUCAACAGUGCCUUGGAGAAAGAGGGAAAGCUCCGAGGGGAGACGAUCGGACCAUUCUCUGUGUAA